AUGGAGAAGAUGGGGUUUCUUUCUUCACAAGGAUCCAUGAUGACAGGACAAGAAGUGAUGGACAUAAGUUGCUUCAAGGAAAACUCUGGAUGUAACUGGCUUUUGGUUUUGAGUGUCAUCUUGUUAAUAUCUGCAGCUCAAGGAUGUCCCGACAAAUGCCUGUGCUACACAGCUUCAAAGACUGCAGACUGCAAGAACAGAGGAUUCACUGAAAUUCCUGCCCAUUUACCUCCUGAAAUUCAGAUCCUACAGUUGCAGAAUAACCGUAUCUGGAGAAUCAACCAAAAUGCAUUCACAGGAACUCCGUUGCUUAAAAUCUUAGACUUGUCUAAUAACUCUCUCUCAAGUUUGGCACCAGGUGCUUUCCAAAAAUUGCGGUAUCUACAGGUUCUAAACCUAACCAGAAAUUUCAUUCAUUAUAUAGAAAACAAGACUUUCAGUUUCCUCCCACACCUAAAAGAACUGGACUUGUCCUCCAACAGCAUUAUACGUUUGCCUGAGACUUUUGGAAACAGCACAGGGAAUAUAACAUUGCUGUCUGUGAAGCAUAACAAACUUCAGAAAAUGGAAAGAGUUCUGCUGGAGUCACUUCCAAACCUGAAAGUAGUUCUUUUCAAAGAUAAUCCCUGGCAAUGUAACUGUAAUGUCUUUGGCCUGAAACUGUGGCUGGAGAGCUUUUUAUACAGAGGAGGAAUAAGUGAUGGUAUUAUCUGCUCAACACCAGGGAUUCGGAAGGGAAAGGACCUCCUCAAAGUUCCCUACGAGCUCUUUGGGGCGUGCCCUCUAAGGACAGCUCACAUUCAUCUGGCCAGCAUUCAUCACCACAGCUAUGAGCACAGAAGUUCUCUGAAGCACUCUCAUCACAACGAAUACGGGGAAAGCCGCUCAAACUGUGAACCCAAACCAAAGCCAAGGCCUGUUAGUUUGCGUCAUGCAAUCGCCACUGUAGUAAUAACUGGAGUUGUCUGUGGAAUUGUGUGUCUAAUGAUGUUGGCAGCUGCUGUUUAUGGUUGUGCCUAUGCUGCAAUUACUGCUAAAUACCACAGAGAACAUUUGGCCCCAGUCAGACAGCAUGGGACUCCUGAGGAAAAAGAGCUAUUUGAUAGUUCCUUGGCUUGA
Molecule: messenger RNA, 1119 nt
Organism: Pterocles gutturalis (yellow-throated sandgrouse)
Lineage: Eukaryota; Metazoa; Chordata; Aves; Pterocliformes; Pteroclidae
Gene: LRTM1
Product: leucine-rich repeats and transmembrane domains 1
Exons: 3
Coding region: 1-1119 (372 amino acids)
Biological process (GO): axonogenesis; regulation of presynapse assembly; positive regulation of synapse assembly
Cellular component (GO): membrane
Molecular function (GO): protein binding
Source: RefSeq, a predicted model, not a curated record